AUGCAACCCGGAUAUCAAAUACAUUUUCACGGCUUCUGCGAUGCUAGUGUCAAGGCAAUGGCUGCAGCACUCUAUUUGGCAACAAACCACAAUGGCAAUAUCACUAGUCACAUUAUCGCAUCAAAAACUAAAGUGGCACCAUUACAUUCGGUAAUAGGUCAACCCGCAUUACAGACACACUACACUUCUGGCGAUGAAUUGGUCGUCAUAGAUCUGUUGGACCGGUUCAGUCAUCUUGGCAAGCUAUUGCGCACUACUGCAUACAUAUUGCGUUGCAAAAAGGCACAUCAGCGUUUUCGUUCACAUACACACAUCUGUACAGGCGAAAUGGACAUUGCUUUAAAUCACCACAUCAAGGCAGAGCAAGCGAAAUAUUUCGCAGCGGAAGUCAAGCAGCUGAAAAAGGCGCAGCCCAUAUCCACAUCCAGCAAGCUCAUUGCACUGAGUCCGUUCAUCAGCUCCACAGCGGACAAUAUAUUGCGAGUAGGCGGACGCCUACAUAAUGCGAGGGUGACAGAGCCACAACGUCAUCCAAUCAUUCUUCCUAAGGAUAGCACAUUGGCCAGGCUUUUAAUAUGGCAGGUGCAUCAGGACACACUUCAUGACGGUAUACAAAUUAUGCUUCAUACUAUUCGACACAAAUAUUGGAUUCUACAGGCACGCAUUUUAGUCAAGCAAUGCAUACACUCAUGCGCGAUUUGCAGGCGGCAUAAACACAUAAUGCUAAAACAGCGUAUGGCGACAUUACCAAAGGCUCGGGUCAUCCCAUCUCCACCAUUUGCAAGAUCUGGCUUAGACUAUUGCGGUCCAUUCAACAUACGAAUUGGCUCCAUGGCUAAACGAAACGUGCGGAAGGCUUACGUGGCAAUCUUUGUGUGCAUGGUAACCAAGGCAGUGCACAUCGAACUGGCUGAAAACCUCACUUCUGAGGCAUUCAUAAAUGCAUACACCCGUUUCGUAAAUCGGCGUGGUCCAUGUAACCAUUUAUACAGUGACAAUGGCACUACAUUCAUUGGCGCAGAUCGCUUAAUGGCUGCUGACUUACAGGCUUGGCAUAAUGAAUAUUCUCAACAGCAAUUGGCAAAUUGA
Teleopsis dalmanni is the source of this 1089-nucleotide messenger RNA. RefSeq lists its product as uncharacterized. Gene Ontology annotation, molecular function: nucleic acid binding. The transcript has 2 exons. Lineage: Eukaryota; Metazoa; Arthropoda; Insecta; Diptera; Diopsidae. Bases 1 to 1089 code for a protein of 362 amino acids. The record is from RefSeq and is a predicted model, not a curated record.